Molecule: messenger RNA, 947 nt
Organism: Hypomesus transpacificus
Lineage: Eukaryota; Metazoa; Chordata; Actinopteri; Osmeriformes; Osmeridae
Product: complement C1q-like protein 4
Exons: 3
Coding region: 43-681 (212 amino acids)
Molecular function (GO): protein binding
Source: RefSeq, a predicted model, not a curated record
UAAACCAGACUACAGGCUGUUUCAGAGCUCACAAGUUACAGAAUGAAUGGGAUAACAUUCCUGCUGCUGGCACUUAGCUGCCGUUUGACCCAGGCUGAGGUGGGACACCCAGCUACCUAUCCUGACAACUGCAAUCUGAUAAAAGACCUGGCAGCUACAGUUGAGAAACUGUCCACCAUGACGGAGAAGAUGGGGCUGAUGGAGACCAGGCUGCAGACGACGGAAAGAGAGUUGGAGGAGCUGAAGAAAGUGACUUCGGGCAAGCCUCAGGUAGCUUUCUCAGCCACACUCAGAGAAUCAGGCAAUGGUAACACUGGACCCUUCAAUGUUGACACACCUCUGCAGUACAAGAAUGUCUACUCAAACGUGGGCAACUGCUACAACCCUGCUACAGGUAUCUUCACAGCCAGUGUGAAGGGGAUGUACUACUUCCGGUUUUCCAUGAUGAACAACCUGAGUCCGACGCCUAACUCUGUGGUGUCCCUGAUGAAAAAUGACCAGAGGCUGGCAUCUGUGUGGGACACCACAGGGUCUGAUUCCAAUGAUAUUGGCAGCAACGCAGCAGUCAUUCCUCUGGAGGUGGGGGACAAUGUUUUCAUCAGACUGGUCGCCAACAGACUCAUCUAUGAUGAUGCUAUGAACUACAACACCUUCAGUGGCUUCCUGCUCUUUAACAUGUAAAGCAAACACUGAAACAUUGUUCAACUGAAUUAAUGACUUUAGUACACAUCAAGUUAGUAGUCAGUAAUGUGUGCAGCUCACUGCACAGUGAUGUUAUACCUACAGUGAUCCAACUGAAUUUUAGUUGUUCUUAACAUUACCAAAAGAAAACACACAACAAACACAGAUAUUUUGAAUUUUAGUUCUGGUUGAACAACAUUAUUUGUCUGUAAUAAAAUGAAACUGUACAAUUAUAUUAACCUUAUUAAUAAAUGCCAUGCAAAACA